AUGUCCAAAAUAGACUACAGCGUAUGGGACCACAUUGAAGUGUCGGACGAUGAAGAUGACACCCACCCAAACAUUGACACACCGAGCCUCUUCAGGUGGAGACACCAGGCCCGUGUGGAGCGAAUGGAAGAAUUCCAGAAGAAAACACAAGACUUAAACAAGGGACUCUCAGAGUGCCGGCGUAAGGUGACAGAAGUGCAGAAGAAAAUCCAGGAGCUGAAUCUGUCGGGGACGGACGACAAUAAGGCCGACCUGUGCAAAGCGCAGGCAGAGGAGAAGAAACUGAAGAAGGAGCAGCGCGACUGGGAGAGGAAGCUUGAAGAUCACUGCCGCGACGAAAAGAAGAUGCCGUGGAAUGUGGAUACACUCAGCAAAGAAGGCUUCAGCAAGAGCGUUGUCAAUGUCAAACCUGAUGUGGUGGAAGAAUCCGAAGAGGACAAAGAGAAGAAGCAUAAGACCUUUGUGGAAAAAAAUGAGAAGCAAAUCAAGCACUUUGGCAUGCUGCGGCGCUGGGUUGACAGCCAGAAGUACUUGUCUGACAACCCUCACUUGGUGUGCGAGGAGACCGCCAACUACCUGGUCAUUAUGUGCAUUGACCUUGAAGUAGAGGAGAAACAUGCACUGAUGGAGCAAGUGGCCCACCAGACCAUCGUCAUGCAGUUUAUUCUGGAGUUAGCAAAAAGCCUCAAGGUGGACCCCCGAGGAUGCUUUCGUCAGUUUUUUGCCAAGAUCAAGACGUCAGAUCAACAGUAUCAGGAUGCUUUCAAUGACGAGCUGGAGUCCUUCAAAGAACGCGUGCGCGGCAGGGCUAAGAUCCGAAUUGAGAAAGCCAUGAAGGAGUACGAAGAAGAGGAGAGACAGAAGCGUUUAGGACCAGGAGGACUCGAUCCUGUUGACGUUUAUGAGAGUCUACCACUGGAGAUGCAGAAAUGCUUUGACGAAAAGGACAUCCAAAUGUUACAAGACGUGAUUAGCAAGAUGGAUCCGACGGAGGCCAAGGAGCACAUGAGGCGUUGCAUCGAGUCCGGACUUUGGGUGCCCAACUCCAAGCCGGGCGACGGGGACGAUAAAGAGGAGGAGGCCAUCUAUGAGGACACCAAAGAAGAGCUGGAAGAAGCCAAGAAGGACUGA
Nerophis lumbriciformis (worm pipefish) is the source of this 1131-nucleotide messenger RNA. The record is from RefSeq and is a predicted model, not a curated record. Lineage: Eukaryota; Metazoa; Chordata; Actinopteri; Syngnathiformes; Syngnathidae.